Molecule: messenger RNA, 1845 nt
Organism: Hypomesus transpacificus
Lineage: Eukaryota; Metazoa; Chordata; Actinopteri; Osmeriformes; Osmeridae
Gene: chmp7
Product: charged multivesicular body protein 7
Exons: 11
Coding region: 211-1560 (449 amino acids)
Biological process (GO): vesicle budding from membrane; late endosome to vacuole transport via multivesicular body sorting pathway
Cellular component (GO): ESCRT III complex; multivesicular body; cytoplasmic side of plasma membrane
Source: RefSeq, a predicted model, not a curated record
GGUAAGUUGCUCGUUAACUAGUCGUGUAAAUGUGGAUAUAGCGAGAGGAAUGUCUUAAGAGUUCGGGUCGGGACGCAUAUUCCGAACAAGACCCGAGUCCAGAGAGUAUAGUUGCCAACUGAAACCGAAUCCGAACCGGACAGGCUUUCUGUUUCUGUCCUGUUGUAACUAUUGGCCUUUACUAAACGGUCCAAACCGAUUCUCGGAGAAAUGUCUUCAGAGUCAACUUUACCACCGGAAUGGGAGGAUGAUGAACGGAUGAAUUUCAUAUUUUCUGACUUCAAAGAAAACCGAGAAGUAAACACAACGGAUUGGGACAGUAAAAUGGACUUUUGGACGUCUCUCAUUGUACAGAACUGCAGGCGGCGUAGUACAGUGUGUGUUAAUCUGCAAGAUUUGAACGACACCUUCCGAAGAAAAGGAACUCUCCCUUUAGGUCUUGGCUGUGUCAUUCAAAGCAUGACCAGAUGUGGCAGGAUACAGAGAGAAUCGGAGUUUGCAGCAAAUGUAGACUCUGGUUGGCUGUCCUGGGGUGUGGGCCUGUUGCUGGUGAAGCCUUUAAAAUGGACUUUCUCCACUCUACUGGGCAGGAGUCACAUUGCUUUGGAAGAGUCUUUUGUUGUGAUUGAACUGGUGAAGGAGAAGGCAUCGGAACUGCUGGCUGUGUACCGGAGCUCGCCAUUGGCCAUUCGUUCUCUCCUGUCCUAUCAGGAACUACGUACUUUAGCCUCCCACGUCUGUGUUGAUGAGAGCACCCUGUGCAUGGCUCUGCUACAGCUGCAGAGAGAGAAGCAAGUAGCUGUGACGUUACAGGAUGGAGAGAAGAUUGUCAAGUUUUCGCAGCCAGGACAGAACCAUAUCUGUCCUGUCAGCGAUGUGGACAUGGGCAUCUACCAGUUGCAGCGCAGCGAAAAGCUGCUUAAAGAGAAGGUGGAGACGCUGGGUCAAGAGUCCGAGAAGUGUAGAGAAGAGGCUAAGGAGUGUUUGCGUCAGGGCAAGAAAUCCCAGGCUCUGAGGUGUUUGAGGAGCAGAAAGCGUGUGGAGAAGAGAGCAGACCGUCUACAUUCUCAGCUGGAGACCGUCAAGGGCAUCCUGGACAGAAUAGCACACUCCCAGACUGACAAGCUGGUUGUACAAGCUUACCAGGCGGGAGUGGCAGCCCUUCAAGUGUCUCUGAAGGAUGUGACUGUGGAGAGAGCUGAGAGUCUAGUCGAUCAAAUCCAAGAGUUGUGUGACAACCAGGAUGAAGUGAGCCAAGCUCUGUCUGGUGGAGGGCUCAACCCAACAGACGUAGAUACGGACGAGUUGGAAGAAGAGCUGGAGUCUCUAUUGAGAGACUCGGAGAUGGUUGGGCCUUCGACUUUACCUGACGUCCCAACUCACCCCUUCUCACCUGCUACGGAGCCCUGUGUUCUUGGGGACAACCUGCUAAGCUCUUUGCCUUCUGUGCCUCAAAACCACUUCAAUAUCACAGACGAGGAGUUGGACUCAGAGCUGAGCCGACUUACCUUGACAGAAUCAGGUAUGAUUUCGACAAAGCGGCUUGAGCCUGCACAGUAAAAACACAAGCACUAACAGAAAGACGUUUCUGCAAUGGUAAUUUCACAACCUCCAUGAGUGGCUGUAAAAGGCCACCCAUAGUAACUGUCUGUGUUCUUGUAACAUGUUUAUUGAUGCCUGUGAACGCCUUCGGGGACUACCUUGUAAAAUAUAUAUUUUAAGUGGCCUUUUGACAUUUUAAUUGUCCCACUCUAAUAAAGAAAAUAUCAUGAUGCCAAAUGUUUUAUUGCAAUCAUCAGUUAUACAUGUAUAUAUUCUAUGAUUUAAUAAAAACUUCAGCUGCAA